AGCGGCUCGUUGACGUGUGACAUUUUCCACGCCCACACAGGCUGCAGCUCUAACACAUAAAGGGGCGUGUUCGUCUUACAGCUACAGAACCGCCCGGCAGGGCGUGGGUUCGCACUUUGGAUACUACGCAAGCGACUGUGCUUUCUAAAAAAGUAUAUCAGUUAAUUACAUACGAAACAUAAUCAGUUUAUCGUUGAGAAGCGUCGUACGGGACACUGACAUGUAUAGUAUUAGCGGUGCGGCAAAGACUAGACCAGAUAACAUUUUGCUAUUUAGCUGUAAGAGCUUCACAUUACGCAAGUUUAUACCGGGCCGUUUACCGGCGCAGUAACUAAAAUAAUGCGGAAUGCGUUCGUGAGACACGUCCGUCGCUUUCCGUGGUUCACCAACGUCACGCUGUACGGCUGUCUGUUCGCCGGAGGGGACUUCGUCCACCAGUGGUUUUCUCGCGGCGACCGGAUGGACUGGGGCCACACGCGAAACGUCGCCCUGGUCGCGUUCAGUUUCCAUGGCAACUUCAAUUUCUUCUGGAUGCGCUUCCUGGAGCGCAGGUUUCCCGGGAAGUCCGUCGGGAUGUUGAUGAGGAAACUGGUGCUGGACCAGACGGCCGCGGCCCCACUGGCCACCACCGUCUUCUACACAGGUGUCAGCUUCUUGGAGGGCAAAGAGGACGUGAUGGACGACUGGAGAAAGAAAUUCCUAAAUACUUAUAAGACUGGGCUCAUGUUCUGGCCAUUCAUGCAGUUUCUAAACUUUGCGCUGGUGCCUCUGUACAUGAGGACUAGCUUCACUGGCUGCUGCGCCUUCGUCUGGGCCACCUUCCUUUGCUUCUCGCUGCAGAGCGGGGACGGCACCGCCGGCGCUGCCCUGGUGUGGCUGUUCCCCUCCAAAGGGAAUGAUGCAGAAGCGACUGUGGAGUCUGAAGACAAAGUAGCGGAUGCCAAAGAUGAAAUGGCAGCAUCUAAAUCAGCCCCAAACUGAAAGACGGUGGAGAAAAUAGAGGACACAGGUACAAGUGGUCCAGGCGACAGUCACUGUAUACUGCUGCUGUCUUGUUACCACACUAUCACUGCCACGAACCGAGGUUAAAGUUUCCCAAGGUUCAAGCCAAAAUUGUGAUACGUUGGGAACCUGCCUCCAGCAAAAGGAUGGUGUACAGGACAGUUUCACACAGUUUGCUUCUACAGAGGAUUGUUUCUCAUCAGGUUGUUUUUCUAAAUGCAGUGUAUAGAACAGAUGACUCUUGUUAUUCAGUUGGACCAACGAUCCCGUAAUAUAUGCUGAGAUCGUUUGUGACAGAAUGACUAGUUUCUGGGUGCCAUGGUUUCUUUUUACACUUUGAUUAUACAAGUGCCAAAAUAUAUGAAACACACUACACAGAUUAAGUCUAUUAUAUUCAUAGUUUUAUUAGUAAUGUAUGAAUACUUAUUAACAAGGACAAUAUCCAAAUUGGAUUUCAAGUUCACCAAACCACACAAAAAAACUUUUCACAUAAAUUUUAGUAAUAAACAUACUACUGAACAUUACUGCAGGUUUGUUUAUUACUUGAAUAUGGAAAUGUUGACAGCCUGUUGUAAUUAUGUUAGUGUGUGAUGAUGUCUGCUGUAUCUCUUUGCAUGUUUUCUUGAUUCCUUAAUUCCAUUUGAUGGUGCAAACAUUUUUUUAAAUCUUUGGGAUAUUUUGUAAAAAUCGGUUGCUUCUGUAAAGAGAGAUGUAAUUACUAUGAAAAUGUUAAGGCAAGCCUGUUUGAAUCGGGUACAGAAACUCAGCGUGAUGUUCACAGCUGUUUGAUAUUUUAUCAGGCGUAUUGGAUUCUUGUGUAUGUUUAGAUGAGUACUAAAGUAUUUAAAUGAUCCGUUAUUAUUUCUAUUAUUUUUGUGGUUCUAUGUUUAAGUCACUGAUUCUCAACGUUUGUCAUAUCAGCAGCUGAUCCAUACAAAUCUAUGUGCCUAAUUAGCGACAUUUACUAAGAAGAUGGUUGAUUGUGAUGCAUGGAAAGUAUUUAACAUUUUGCACUACGAAUUAGAUAAAGAACUGUAAUAUUUAUUAUUUAAUAAAUUAAUAAUAUACCA
Betta splendens (Siamese fighting fish) is the source of this 2072-nucleotide messenger RNA. RefSeq names its product mpv17-like protein. Gene Ontology annotation, cellular component: membrane; cytoplasm. The transcript is spliced from 4 exons. The record is from RefSeq and is a predicted model, not a curated record. NCBI's taxonomy places the organism in Eukaryota, Metazoa, Chordata, Actinopteri, Anabantiformes, Osphronemidae. The coding region runs from base 340 to 981 and encodes 213 amino acids.